UUUGCGCAUGCGCGCUCGUGCUGUUCUGCGGCCUCCGAGGCCGCGCCUGCGCACUGCCGCACCUGGUGGCGCCUAGCGGCACUUCCGCCCUCACCGGGAGCCGCGGCGGUUUUGCGACAGCCGUAAGUGCGCGGGGCGGGCGGCGGAAGGAGCGGACGGGAGCGGAGCGGAGCGGGCGGCGGCGCGAUGAGGCCGCAGCAGGCGCCUGUGUCGGGCAAGGUGUUCAUCCAGCGCGACUACAGCGGAGGGACGCGCUGCCAGUUCCAGAGCAAGUUCCCGGCCGAGCUGGAGAACCGGAUUGACAGGCAGCAGUUUGAGGAGACAGUCAGGACACUGAACAACCUCUAUGCAGAAGCUGAGAAACUUGGGGGCCAAUCUUACCUUGAGGGCUGUCUCGCCUGCCUGACUGCCUACACCAUCUUCCUGUGCAUGGAGACACACUAUGAAAAGGUUCUAAAGAAAAUUGCUAAGUUCAUUCAGGAACAGAAUGAGAAGAUCUACGCUCCUCAGGGCCUUCUGCUGACAGACCCCAUUGAAAGAGGAUUAAGAGUUAUUGAAAUUACCAUUUAUGAAGACAGAGGUUUGACCAGUGGAAGAUAAAACUGUGGAGUCUCAGAUGCCAGCUCACCGGUGGACUCGCUGUACCAAGGUUCCCCUACCUCCUACUUUAGAGCAUCAUUCCUUUCUCUGCUGCCAGAUCCACAGUGCCAUCUACUACAAGGACUAACUUCCUCCAACUGCUCCCCAGGGGUGACCUAGCUGGUCAGCAUCCACUUUGCAGUAGAUUUGGAAGCAAGAGGAUCACUUUUUAGUUUUUGUUUGGUUUGGGGUUUUCUUUUUUUUUUCCUCAAGAAAAGGCAGAAGUGGUAAAGCUGUGUUGUCUCCUGAAAGAAAUGGGGCUCUGAGCCCAACAGAGGUUUAGUUUUAGUCCUGUAAGUGCAGUGCUGUUUGUCCCUGGUUUUAAACCCUUCUGUGUGUCAGUUGGGCUUUGGAAAGCUCCAGCUCCAAGUUGGGAAUUUCUCUCCAGUUCAGUGUAAGAGUGCAGAGAUACACAGAGCCUCUUCCCAGUGAGGAGUGACCCAAGGCAGCAGCUCCUGUGCUGGUCCUUGUGGAAAACCAAAAGGCAAAAGUGUUCCUUGAGUUAAAGUCUUGGUUAUCCUGGGGAGAGGGGGCUGUAGCCAGACUUUAACCCUGCUGGUUUGUCUGCCCCUGUGUCUGUGCUGUUGUUGGCCAGGUCAGCCAUGGAACAGUGAGCACAGUAAAGUGGAUGCUGAGCCAAUAAAAAUAACAAUUCCCACCCUUCUCUGAUUAAUAUGUGAAGUGUAAAACUGUUUCUUUAUGGAUUUCUUAUAUAUAAUUUAUAGGAAAACAUUGAUUUGACAAGCUGUAAGAUACUGUGUAGGAUGGAUUUCUGAAUUCUGUUUCUGGCACACAUUGAGGAGUGGAGCUGUGCAUUCCUCAGCAUCCCCGUGCAUUGCUCAGCAGAACCUGCACGAGUGCAGCUCCCCACAAUCCAAGCUGGCUGAAUCCCUCCCCUUCCAUCCUUUUCCUGUGUCACAGCCCAGGUGUCCUGGUGUAGGGGCCCAGUGUCAGUGUCCAGUUGUGCAAGGACCUCAGGAGUUCAGGCUGGAGGGGCUGGGUUGGUUGCUGGUGGUGCUGCAGGUGCUAAUACUGGAUGUGGAACUCCAGGCUCAUUCCUCAGCCACUGGGGGAGGGGGUUGAGAUUUGAUUAAUAUUUUCAUUGUAUAAAUUUGGUUUUUUUCUAAACUGUAACAGUGUUUGCCUUUCACAGCUGUUGCAAUAUUGGCAGAAGUACUGAUGGAUCAGUAAACCUUUUCUUAAACUGUG
Zonotrichia leucophrys gambelii is the source of this 1848-nucleotide messenger RNA. RefSeq names its product golgin A7 (gene GOLGA7). Gene Ontology annotation, cellular component: palmitoyltransferase complex; Golgi stack. Gene Ontology annotation, biological process: peptidyl-L-cysteine S-palmitoylation; Golgi to plasma membrane protein transport; protein targeting to membrane. NCBI's taxonomy places the organism in Eukaryota, Metazoa, Chordata, Aves, Passeriformes, Passerellidae. The coding region runs from base 187 to 600 and encodes 137 amino acids. The transcript has 5 exons. The record is from RefSeq and is a predicted model, not a curated record.